AUGACUGGCUGCAGCAGCAAGAGCAUGGUCCUGGUUUCCCUGCUGGGGCUCCUGGCACUGCUCCUGUGGGGCACCUCGGAAGCACAAAGCAACCAGGAUUGCUGCCUGUCCUACACCAAAGUGCGUCUGCCUCGGUGGGUCCUGAAGGGUUACACUGAACAGCUCCCCAGUGAGGUCUGCGACAUCCCUGCCAUCAUUUUCCACACUGCCAGUGGGCGGAAUGCCUGUGUAAAUCCUAAGGAAGGCUGGGUGAAGAAACAUCUCCUUUUCCUGAGCCACAAGCUCAGGAAGAUGUCAGCCUGACGCAGUUUCCAGCAAGGACCAAAACACAGACAUGGCUGAAGAAGCCCUGGGUUGAGGCUCCUGGCCGAGGUGCUCGCUCACCUCCAGCUCUGGCUUCUUUGGAACCCGUGAACCUCUUGAGUUGAUUCAUAUUGCAUCGCUGUUUUGCUUGAGUUAAGCAUGUUGUUAAAGUUUUUAUUUUUACUAAUAUGUGUAUGUUACUGAUAGAACAUGAGUACUGUUUACCUUGAGCUGUUGUACAGAGUGUGAAUUUUAUUAAGUUUAUUGCAUGUU
Molecule: messenger RNA, 576 nt
Organism: Pyrgilauda ruficollis (rufous-necked snowfinch)
Lineage: Eukaryota; Metazoa; Chordata; Aves; Passeriformes; Passeridae
Gene: CCL20
Product: C-C motif chemokine ligand 20
Exons: 4
Coding region: 1-303 (100 amino acids)
Biological process (GO): monocyte chemotaxis; positive regulation of ERK1 and ERK2 cascade; cellular response to type II interferon
Cellular component (GO): extracellular region
Molecular function (GO): CCR chemokine receptor binding; chemokine activity
Source: RefSeq, a predicted model, not a curated record